Molecule: messenger RNA, 843 nt
Organism: Schistocerca cancellata (South American locust)
Lineage: Eukaryota; Metazoa; Arthropoda; Insecta; Orthoptera; Acrididae
Product: cholinesterase 1-like
Exons: 5
Coding region: 1-843 (280 amino acids)
Source: RefSeq, a predicted model, not a curated record
AUGUCGACCCGCAGCUCGUGGUCCGGGGUUCGAGACGCGCUUACCCUCGCGCGAGGCUGCCCCCAGACCGACUACGACGGCUCCGAAGACUGCCUCUACCUCAACGUGUAUGUGCCGGCUACGGGGGGUGGUCCUUUCCCCGUCAUGGUCUACAUUCAUGGUGGCGGCUUCUCAAGGGGUUUUUCCUUCAGUGGUACUCCACACUAUUUCGUGGAGAAGGGCGUUGUGUUGGUCACAACCGCCUAUCGUCUCGGCGCCCUUGGUUUCAUGAGCCUGCAGAACGAUGACAUCCUGGGCAAUGCGGGCCUCAAGGACCAGGUGCUGGCGCUGCAGUGGGUGCAGAACAACAUCGCCGCCUUCGGUGGGGAUCCUAGCAAGGUCGCCAUUUUUUGUGAGAGUGCUGGCGGCGCCUCGACAUCACAUCUCUUCCUUUCGCCAGCGACCAGAGGGCUCUUCAGCCAAGUGAUCAUGCAGAGUGGAGUAGCGACGACCCCCUGGGCGCUGGCUGAUAAUCCUCGCGAGAAGGCAUACCGUAUGGCGGAGGCGCUCGGUUUCCAGGCGCAGAGCGACAACCACACUGAGGACGACGACGUACGGUUGGCUGCCUUCUUUCGCGCUGCCAACUACUCAGACCUCAUUAACGACACCUCAAUCGCACUCUCGGAUCUCGAGAACCGCUGUCCACUUUCGCUGGCGUUCGUACCCGCCGUGGAACCGCCAACGGACUCGGCGGUGAUCGUCGAGCCUCCAGCAGACAUUCUCAGGACCGGCAGUUACAACCAGGUGCCCAUAAUUGUGGGCGUCACUUCCGCAGAAGGCACCGUCGUAUCCACCUGUAAGUAA